CUGAGAAAUUUAGACAGAAACUGGAAGAACUGGAUAAAGAGAAAAAUUCUUUCAAAUUUCAGCUUCCCUCAAGGCAUCCUUCAGUUAGCAGUUUUUUGGACAGGUUCAUUGCUCAAGUUCAGGCAGCAUUGCACUGGGCUGCUGAUCAUCGUGUUAGGCAUGAAGAAACCCAUCUUUGGCACGAAAAAGAACAUAAGCUUUUGAGAUCAGUUUACCAGGAGAGGAUGCAGGUUUCAGCCACAAAACGGAACCAGCUUUUCCAAGAAAAGAAACGGUUACAGGAACAAAUUGAAGACCUCCAAACAAGACUGGCCAUAUUAGAAACAAAAGAUCAACAGCUAAGAAAGGAAAUUGAAGAGCAAGAUGGGUUUAUUCAGUCACAGGACAGUGAACUGGCUGCUUUACUUGGCUGCGUUUCUUUGAGAGAGCUGCAGGAAAUAAGCAAGGCUGUGGAUGACACUUUGGCAUCCUCCUAUCGAAUUCCAUUCAGUCUAGAUCUUCCAGGAACAAUAAAGAGCCUUCAGGAAAAAGAACAAUUGUUCAGCAUGUCCAUUAAAGAAACUACUGCCAAAGUGUGCACGAGUCAGAAACUCUGCAGUACUUUGAGGAGGAAAGUGAGUGAUAUUGAGACUCAACUACCAGCUCUACUUGAAGCCAAAGUGCUGGCUGUUUCAGGUAAUAAUUUUGGCACUGCGAAGGAUCUCACAGAAGAAAUAAGAUCAUUAACAACUGAGAAGGAGGGACUGGAAGGACUUCUCAAUGAACUGUUGGUUCUGAGUGCCAGAAAUGUCCGAAAAUUAGAGAGAAUUAAGGAUGAUUACACCAGACUGAAACAAGAGCUUGAACAGGGAGAGACUGCCUUUGUGACCAGUGUAAAAGAAAAUGCUGAGAAGUACAUGGAGAUGCUGGAGGAUAAACUACAUAGCUGCGGCAGCCAGCUGCUCCAAAGAGUGUGGGAAGCUGACUUGGAGGCCUGUCAGCUGUUGAUCCGAGGGUUUCAGCUGAAAGAAAACAGUUGCUGUGUUUUUGAGGAAGAAGAGAACCAAAUGGAUGAGAUGGAGUUGACUGCUGAUGGUCCACCUGAUUCUGAAAAAAGACAAGAAGGUCACUUUCUGGAGGGCACAGAAUGGGGUACUGUUCCCUGCCUCAAACACAGUGAGCUGAAACAG
Molecule: messenger RNA, 1169 nt
Organism: Acanthisitta chloris (rifleman)
Lineage: Eukaryota; Metazoa; Chordata; Aves; Passeriformes; Acanthisittidae
Product: disrupted in schizophrenia 1 protein-like
Exons: 8
Biological process (GO): cilium assembly; neuron migration
Cellular component (GO): centrosome; mitochondrion; microtubule
Source: RefSeq, a predicted model, not a curated record